AUGGUUGAACCUACGAAUCAAGUUGCCCGCCGGAUCUUCUGCACCUUCAAGGGCUGCUACCGGUAUUUCCCUACCGAAAGGGAGCUUAUCAAGCACAAGAAGCAUACCCCCGAGCACGACUACUGUGCCCGAUGCGAUGAAGACUUCGAAGACGAGGAAAGUUUUUUUAUCCACAAGCUCGAUAGCAACAGGCAUAUCGCAUGUCCUAUCUGUGGAGACGAGUUCAAGAGUGAAGGAGGACGCGAUGCCCACUUGCGCCAGAUUCACCCCACAGACCAGGCUCUAGAAUGUGUUGGUUGCCAUACCAAGUUCAGUCGCGCACAUGCCUUGAUGAUGCACAUCGAAAACGACAGAUGCCCUGGAAUCACCAAGGAUCAAUACAAAGCUCAGCGAGCCCAGAAGCUCGCUACCAGAGUAGCCUUGGAGGGUAAAGCGGGCGAUAGCAAAGGGCUUUCCGGUGCAGGGCGUGGAGCUGCCGCCGGUUCGACUAUCGAAAGUGUAGAUGGCGGUGUUGAAAUCACCAUGGAUCCCUCUGAAUUUCCGCCUCUCGGAAAAGGGAAAGCAAAGGUGGAGGCGCUGCCCCAUUUGGCCGUUGGAGAAGGCCCCGACGCCUUUGACGACAUGGUUUCUGAGGUGAGCGGAGUGGCUCGUAGCAUCAAGCACUGGCCGAUGAGUUUUCAGCAGAAAAACGACAGCCUUAAAGAUCUUAUGGCCUUCUCCGAUAUUGAAUCGACUGAGAAAGGCCAAACUGAGCCUGCAUCGAGCGAAGUGGGAGGAAUCGAGGAGGACUGGGGAGAUCGCCCACCAGAACUCGUCGAAAGUGAAAAGAAGAUGCCUCAGCACUUCGUCAUCUGGGACACAAAACGGUACUAUAACAGCGUUCUCGGAGCGUAUAUCUGCCCUUGCGAUAAGGUGUUCAAAACUGGCGACGAACUUUCCAAGCAUUUGGACUCUGGUAUCCAUGAUGGUGGAGUUGUCUAG
Molecule: messenger RNA, 981 nt
Organism: Coccidioides posadasii C735 delta SOWgp
Lineage: Eukaryota; Fungi; Ascomycota; Eurotiomycetes; Onygenales; Onygenaceae
Source: RefSeq, a predicted model, not a curated record